Messenger RNA from Agelaius phoeniceus (red-winged blackbird), 618 nucleotides. The record is from RefSeq and is a predicted model, not a curated record. NCBI's taxonomy places the organism in Eukaryota, Metazoa, Chordata, Aves, Passeriformes, Icteridae.
AUGGGCAUUAACACCUUUGAAAAGAGUCUUAAAGUCUCUACUAACUUUGGGCAGCAGUGUGGUGGCAAGGGGGGCAGCAGCUGUCAGAGGAGGAGCUGGGCAGGAUGGAGGAAGCUGAAGGAACACUUGGGGCUAACAGAGACCUGCAAGCAGGCCAACAGGAUGAGCUCUGGGGAGAUGGAGGAGGACAUCUACCAGGAGGAGCUCAGGUUUAGCCUGGGCCACCUGGGCAAGGCCAGCAGCGGCCAUGUGCGCCAGACCCAGGUCAACAAGGCCACCAAGGCCUGGAUCAGGAAAGCUCUGCAGAAGGCCCUUCAGAAGCUGAGUGUCAUCCACAGCAGAAAAUCCAUAAUCCAGGGCCGCAGCUCAGGGAUGGCCUCGAGCACGGCCUUCACCCCCCUGCAGGGGUUGGAGAUGGUGAACCUGCAGGCAGCCAGGAAGAAAGUGGUUGAGGCCAACCAGAACUAUUUCUCCAGCCUGGCCAAGUUUGUCAAGGUGAAGGGGAACAAAAAUGGGAUCCCCAUUCCCCCAAUCCCACUGAGAUCCCCAAAUCCCACCCUGCGACCCCCAAAUUCCCAAGGAUUCCACCCCAAUGUCACUUUCCCGAACUUCUUAUAA